This is a messenger RNA of Rotaria sp. Silwood1, 879 nucleotides long. The record is from the annotation of a GenBank genome assembly. NCBI's taxonomy places the organism in Eukaryota, Metazoa, Rotifera, Eurotatoria, Philodinida, Philodinidae.
AUGUCACGUCACCAAAAUUCUUCUCAACAACAACAACAUCAACGUUGUCGUCAUCACCGUCAUCGACGUCACCAUAAAGUAGCACAGCGCAUCGAAAUAUCCAAAGAUACUGUAUCAUCCAAAAUACAAGUUUCAAUAACAUCGGAUGGGCCAGUUGAUACCACGGUGGUAUUGGAUCCGUCGGUUUUUGGUAUAACAAUACCGACUGUCUCGUCACCACUCUCACCACAACCGUCGUCAUCACAAUCAUCACCACAUCGUACACUUUCAACAUGUGAAUGGGAGACACCAGUCAGUCCGUCAGUACUUGAUCUUCCAGCACCAUCAUUCAUAAAAAAUAUACCGUUGGACAUCAGUCGUCUUCGCCGACAACAACGACAACAGCAACAACAUCAACAACAACUGCAACAACGACUACAAAAACGACAACAACUACAACAACAACUACUACAACUACAACAAGAACAACUACAACAAUUCCAACAACUAAAACAACAACAACAACAACAGCAGGUACAACAACAGCAACAAAUACAUCAAAAAAUAUUUAUGGUUCCUUCGGCUCGUGGUUCAUUAACAUAUUGUAUCACCUCCGAUGCUCCAUUUGAGGCACAAAUUACUGCCUCAGGUCCGGUGGUUGUGGUCGAGCCUGCUGGUGGUGGUGGUCUUCAGGCUCGUGGUGGUAGUGGUAGUGGUGGUGGUGGUGGUGGUGUUGCUCAUCGUCAUCAUCAUCAUCCUCGUCAACAACAUCGACGAUUACAACAACAACAACCACAACCAAUUAUUAUACAACAACAUAUCUUCAUCAUUAUCAUUCUCAACAACCAUCCACCUCCUCCUCCUCCUCCUCCUCCUGAUGCUGUUCAAACACAAACGUGA